AUGAUGAGCGAAACAAAUGGGUUGGAUGAAGCUAAUAACGUAACACCAUCAGAAGCCAGUAAAAAUAAGAUUUUAAACCUAAUAAAAGGUAUUACUCUAAAUGAUAUUAAUGGUGAAAAAAUGGAACAUAAUAAAGAAAAUAAUACAUAUACCCAGAGUGAUGAUGAUGGAGACGGAGAAUCUGAAGGAAUUACAGAAUGUUUAAGGGCAAUUGAAGAAGAAAGUAAAAUCAAUUCAAAAUUAAUAGGAACAAGUUUAUCAGGCUUCAAUAGAAUAAAUACAGCUUUAAAUAAGUACAUACAACCAAUCACUUAUCUUUGUACUGAAGAAAAUUGUGAUGGAACAUUAACAUCUACCCGAUUCGUACAGCAACAUUUAUUUACUGAAACUGAAGUGUAUGCAAAUUCACGGCAAUUUUCUCUAAAUGAAUUUACUACAGAUAUAUAUUUAAAUGAUGACAGAUAUUGUAAGAAGCCCGUCCCAGUUGCUACAGCACUGUCUUACCGCCGAACGAGUGAGACCAAAACAUUAGCCACCUGCGAUGAAAAGUAUCGAACGAACAUCGAAAUCGAUAAUUAG
Molecule: messenger RNA, 579 nt
Organism: Psylliodes chrysocephalus
Lineage: Eukaryota; Metazoa; Arthropoda; Insecta; Coleoptera; Chrysomelidae
Source: the annotation of a GenBank genome assembly